ACUAGCACUUUCAAAAUUCCCCCUUCAAGGCCACAACAAGAAAGAAUGUGCCAACUUCCAUCGUCGUCUCCUGUCUCUCCCAAGGCCAAAUGUUCUUCAAAUCAUCAUCCUUUCCUCCACUCUAUCAAAGACUCCAUGGAGCCUAACAUGUCUGCUUCGCUGAUCGAGAAAAGCCCACAACAAGUAUACCCUAAACCACAGAAGAGCCACCUUUCCCUUGCUAUACUAGAAGCCAUUUCCAUUGCUAAAAUAGCUUUGCCCAUGAUAUUAACUAGCCUUUUGCUUUACUCUCGAUCAAUGAUCUCCAUGGUUUUCCUCGGUCGGCUCGGUGAACUUGCCUUAGCUGGUGGUUCACUUGCAGUUGGCUUUGCAAACAUUACUGGUUACUCUAUUCUUUCUGGUCUUGCUAUGGGAAUGGAACCCAUUUGUGGCCAAGCUUUUGGAGCCAAAAAACACACCCUUCUCGGCCUCACCUUGCAAAGAACUGUACUUUUGCUUAUAUUAACUUCACUGCCCAUAUCACUUCUAUGGCUAAACAUGAAGCGGAUUCUACUCUUUUGUGGCCAAGAUGUUGAUAUAGCCACAGAAGCUCAAGCAUAUCUUCUUUAUUCUAUCCCUGAUCUCUUAGCUCAGUCUCUUUUGCACCCUUUAAGAACAUACCUUAGAACUCAAUCAAUAAAUUUACCUCUAACGUUUUGUGCUACAAUAGCAAUUCUUUUACACAUCCCCAUAAAUUACCUUCUUGUUGUUCACCUUAAAUUAGGCAUCAAAGGCGUUGCUCUUAGUGGGAUAUGGACAAAUUUCAACCUUGUAGGCGCUUUAAUCAUCUAUAUACUUAUCUCCGGUGUCCAUAAGAAAACAUGGGGAGGAUUUUCCAUGGAUUGCUUCAGAGAAUGGAAAUCUCUCUUGAAUUUAGCCAUCCCCAGCUGCAUUUCAGUGUGCCUUGAAUGGUGGUGGUAUGAGAUCAUGAUUUUACUAUGUGGCCUAUUGCUAAAUCCAAAAGCAACAGUUGCUUCCAUGGGGAUUCUGAUACAAACCACAUCACUAAUCUACAUCUUCCCAUCAUCUCUAAGCUUCAGUGUAUCAACAAGAGUUGGCAACGAAUUAGGUGCAAACCAGCCAUCCAAAGCACGAUUAGCCGCAAUCGUUGGCCUUUGCGGCAGCUUCAUGCUCGGCUUUUCAGCCCUAGUUUUUGCCGUAACAGUGAGGAACAUCUGGGCUAGCAUGUUCACUCAAGAUAAACAGAUCAUCGCAUUAACAAAACUUGUUUUGCCCAUAAUUGGCCUCUGCGAACUGGGAAACUGCCCACAAACGACAGGUUGUGGGGUUUUAAGAGGAACAGCUCGGCCGAAAGUUGGAGCAAACAUAAACUUGGGCUGUUUUUACCUUGUUGGAACCCCGGUGGCAGUGUGGUUAGCAUUUUUUGCAGGGUUCGAUUUUGAGGGGCUAUGGUUAGGUCUAUUGUUUGCACAGGGCUCAUGUGUGGUGACCAUGUUGAUGGUUUUGACUAGAACCGACUGGGAUUAUGAGGCACAAAGAGCCAAAGAGCUGACCGGAGCUGUGAUGGUUGAUGACAGCAAGGAGGUUGAAGAACAGAAGCCAACCAAAACUGAAAACAAGGAAGAUUCUUUACAUUUGUUUGGUGAUUUAGAUGAAUCCAAUCAUGAUUGCCCUGUUUAAUUUUUUUCCCCCUUUGUAUAGGUUAAAAAAUUGCAUACCUUAUUAGAUUCAUACACAACAAAAAGAAGCAGAGGAUUUUUGUGUCAUAGUCUAAAAUGUCUUGAUUUGUAUGACCAAGAGGCAGUGGAACAUUUUAUUAGCAUGUGUAUUUAGUUUGAGUAUCUCAUUCAGUAUA
Molecule: messenger RNA, 1855 nt
Organism: Mangifera indica (mango)
Lineage: Eukaryota; Viridiplantae; Streptophyta; Magnoliopsida; Sapindales; Anacardiaceae
Product: protein DETOXIFICATION 49-like
Exons: 1
Coding region: 46-1680 (544 amino acids)
Biological process (GO): xenobiotic detoxification by transmembrane export across the plasma membrane
Cellular component (GO): membrane
Molecular function (GO): antiporter activity; xenobiotic transmembrane transporter activity
Source: RefSeq, a predicted model, not a curated record